UUCCCCGCGCAGACCCCGUAAUGUGAUAACAACUGCCUGUGAUUUGUGUGAAAUAGAAACCCAAAUCUAGAAGCCAGACCUGUGUAAUUCCAUGACUAGCUAAGGUCAAUGUCAGUGUUUUGAUAUGCGAAACAACGGAAGUCCGUGCAUACUGUACCUUAUAAGCUAGCUACACGUCAAAAGGAGCCUGGGGCCGUUUGAUUUACAACGGUGCAUGAACGUAGUGGGGCGGGGAGAUCGUGCAGUGAUGCUUCCAACGAUAGAACUAUUGUCCGGUUCAAUUGGCUCUCCACGGUGCUCAUCAUCAACCGCCAAGAAUGUUUGCUCUUUUCAGAAAAAAAUCCGAACUGGAGGACUCCCGAUAUAUGAAUCGAGGGAAUUCUGUCGCCAUCAUACAGCUAUUCCAUGCUGUGGAGUUUCCCCUCUGAUGUUCUAAGUUGCGGAGUCUCCCCUCUGAAUCUGUAUCAUGUUCUUACGCGGGAGACACCUCCGACUUGUUAUGGUUCUCAUCACGGGACUGUGCUCAGCUGUAGUCAUCUUUCUGUUCAUUCAGGCGAACAUCAACAUUUCUAAAUCUCAUGAAGAUAUCCGCCGCAUACCAGUCCAUCCUCCAGAAGGAGCUUCGGGUGGUCGAGUUCCUCUACAAAGUCAGCCAAUCCGAACAGGUCAUCCUAGCAACGAUGACUUUAUGCAACGACAAGCAGCCAUCCAAAUGCAACGUCUGCACCAACUACAAGCUGGUUGCAAGAUGGCCUUAGGAGACGCGGAUGUCAAUCGCACAAUCCGUAGAAGAGCUCUCAGCCAUUUUAUAGUCGACGAUAAAUAUCGUCUGGUCUACUGCCACGUCCCGAAGGUAGCUAGUACGAGUUGGAUCAGAGUCUUCCUGGUACUAAAGGGAAUCAUGGACGACACAUCCAUCGGGAACCAGACCUUCAUACAAAGAGGCGCAAUGAGCAGACUACGACUUCUACACACCUAUGACGGUCAAGAUACGCAAUACAUCUUGGCCAAUUACACCAAGUUUCUAUUCGUUAGGAACCCGUUCUCCAGGCUACUCUCAGCUUUUAAAAAUAAACUUGCCGUCAAUCCUGAAAAUGACGGUCGAAUCCCUUGGUAUGCGUGGAUUCGAUAUGUGAAAGAGUACAUCAACAAAUCAACGGCUGGAGACAAAGACCAAGGGGAGAACUACAACAUAUCCUUCUCAGAUUUUGUGAAGUUUGUUGGUGAUCCCAAAACGAAGUCAUCAAACCAACACUGGAAUCCCAUUCUACACAGGUGUUUCCCAUGUCACAUCAACUACACGUUCAUAGGGAAAAUUGAGUCACUGCAAACUGACGUCGACUACCUAUUCAAACUUGCUGAAAUAGAAAAACUUGUGACGUUUCCUAGCAACGAGGGAAGCAGCCCAACGAACAGCACCAACGAAAUGGCACUUUACUAUCAAGAUAUACCAAAACUAGAUAUAAAUAACAUUUACCGGAAAUUUAAAAGAGAUUUUAAUUUCUUUGGGUAUGAUAAUUUACACGAUAGCUAGCCCAAGAAGACAAUAGUGGACGGCACAAGUUGACUUUAACGACAAUAAAGAUCUUUAAGUAGGGCGCCCUAGGAUGGUCCCGUCUUUAUCCGCUACGAAAAAAGACAUGCACUGGUGGUAUUACAUGCCCAACUAUUCAAUUUGAUACAAUGAUUUCAUUGGAUAACCGUGCAGUGACGUAAGCUUUCCACAUCUGCCAGUAUCCAGUCAGGCUGGUAUCUGACGUAUCCUCACGAGUCUCGAUUGCUGGCCUCGAAGAGUGACGUCAGAUGUUCAGGCUAAAAAGAACCUUUGAUCCAUUUUAAGACUACUUUACAAGCAAACUCUCUUUUGUUCACCUACAUCAAUACAUUUAUUAAAGCAGUCUUAGACAGCCUGGUCAUGGCAAACUUUGUUUCAAUGGCCAACCCAAAUAAGACUCAACUGCUGCGCACCCAGACCGCCGUACAUACAGAGAUAGAUGUGAAAAAUAAUAGUGUCAUACCCAUGAACAAGUUGAACAAAAUAGGAAAGUACUAGUCCUUUACGCAGGUGAAGUUUUAGUUCAAAUUAGUUCGUUUAAUGAAAGCUCAACAACAAAACCGUAAUAUUUGUUUACUAUUUAUUUGAACACAUCAAACAGGCAAGGUGAUGUUAAUACGUGUUAUUUGCAGCAAUGUCCGUUGUUCUUUUGUGCGUGUCUGCCGUCGGGCGACUGUUGCACUUUAAUGACAGUAAACAAGAACACCAACGAUCUGUUUAAAAUAAAAUCUUGCUAUGAAACCUUUUUUGGCAUGUUCAGUAUAAGCAUUACAGGAAUCAACCAUACCCUUUACUUUGCGAGUUUUCUCGGCCAAAUUGUUAACAACUCAACUUUUACCGUCCCUUUUAUGAUCUGUCGCAUCCCUCCAUCCUGCAAAUCUAGACUGUUUUUUUUUUUAAGAAAUCCUACCUUCAGCUUCCCUGAGUUAUUUUCAACUUAAAUGUUUUCUUCUUGUACCAAGAGUGGUUUCUAGCUUUGUCGUAAGGGGGGGG
Asterias rubens (European starfish) is the source of this 2548-nucleotide messenger RNA. Its product is annotated as carbohydrate sulfotransferase 11-like. Bases 467 to 1534 code for a protein of 355 amino acids. Gene Ontology annotation, molecular function: sulfotransferase activity. The transcript has 4 exons. Gene Ontology annotation, cellular component: membrane. The record is from RefSeq and is a predicted model, not a curated record. Gene Ontology annotation, biological process: carbohydrate biosynthetic process. Lineage: Eukaryota; Metazoa; Echinodermata; Asteroidea; Forcipulatida; Asteriidae.